Molecule: messenger RNA, 2357 nt
Organism: Tachyglossus aculeatus (Australian echidna)
Lineage: Eukaryota; Metazoa; Chordata; Mammalia; Monotremata; Tachyglossidae
Gene: CCDC77
Product: coiled-coil domain containing 77
Exons: 13
Coding region: 133-1617 (494 amino acids)
Cellular component (GO): centrosome
Source: RefSeq, a predicted model, not a curated record
CUCUUUCCAUUGAGGCACGCUGCUUCUCUGAGUGCUUCUUCGAGUGAUUGCAGGUCUCCAGUGAAAAAUUGCUGACCCCCGGCUCUACUAUUUGUCUGCUGUCUGACCUUGACAGGCAUUGGAAUAGGCAGCAUGGAUUUCACCCCGACCGAUCCCCCUGCCUCCAGAAGAGCGGCAGCUUCCCGGGACUCCUCCAGGGGCCAGGGCUCCGGCCUCCGCCAGCGGGGCCCGCUAUCCGGUAGCCCUGACCCCUCCCCGCCGCUGCCCACUGUGAGCCAGCGCCUGGCCGUCCUGCGCCCAUCACGGGAGCUCCUGGAGCACUACCGGAAGAAGAUCGCCGACUUCGACGAGGAGCACGAGGCCCUGACGGCCAGACUGGACAAGUACAAAGCCACCUGCGAGGAGCAGCACAAGCUCCAAUGGGAAAUGCGACAGCGGGAGGAAGAGAUCGCCGAGCUGCAGAAAGCCCUGAGCGACAUGCAGGUGUUUCUCUUCCAAGAGCGAGAGCACGUUCUGCGUCUCUACUCGGAGAACGAUCGGCUGAAGAUCAGGGAGCUGGAGGAUCGGAAGAAGAUUCAGCACCUCUUGGCCUUGGUAGGAUCGGACACGGGAGACCUGACCUAUUUUCACAAGGAGCCCCCUCACAAGGUCACCAUUCCACAGAAGCCAGUGCGGGCCGGGGAACCCCAGGAACGCAAAGAGAACCUCGUUUCCAGGACAGGUCCAGCAAAAAGCGCAGCGAAACCAGCAGCCAGAGGGGAGGCUCUCCAAGACCCCAGAACCUACCAGAGGGACAGUCAGACACUCGUACUGCAGGUGGAGGCCCUGCAGGCCCAACUGGAGGAGCAGGCCAAGCUGUGCAAGGACCGGAUCGAGGGCUUCCUGGAGGACAGGCGGAUCCGGCUGGAAGAAGCCCAGGUCCAGCACCAGAGAGACCAGGACAAGAUCAAAGCGCUGGCUGACAAACUCCGGCGAACUCAGGACCUGUUGUUUGAGAGCACCCGGGACUACCUGAGGCUCAAGUCGGACGUCCGGGUCAAGGAGAAGUCCUGGCUGGCCGAGAAGGACCACUUGCUGAGGGAGAAGGACCAGUUCCAGGAGCAGCUUCAGGAACGGGAGGAGAAGAGAGGUGGCAGGCAACUCUCGCCACCCCGUCCGCAGCCCGCACGGGCAAAUGGCGACAACGUUAAGGUGCUGCAGGAGAAGUUAGCCCAAGAGCAGAAGCUGUCCAAUAUGUACCGCGAACAGUGUGUUGCCUUGGAAGACGACCUGGCCCGAAUCCGGGAAGAAGGGGACGUGGGGCGAGAGAUUUUCAAGGAGCGCUCUGAAAAGAUGGGGAAGCGUCUGCAGUUGAUGAAUCAGCGCUACGAGGCGCUGGAGAAGCGACGUUGCAUGGAAGUGGAAGGUUUUAAGGCGGAUAUCAAGACCCUCCGGCAGAAACUGAAGGAUGUGGAGAAGUUGUUGUUCCAGGCGACGCUCAACGUGGGGCCAGACCAGGACUUGGCCAUCCUGCACGAGGUCCGCCAGGGGAACCGGAGGACUCACAAGAUCCAGGGGGAGCUGAAAAGCCUUAAGGCCAAGAUCUACCAGCUGGAGAGCGAGCUGAGGGUUUGCUGAGGGCUGCCUGGCGGGUGCUUCCCUGAGUCCUGCCCCCUCUGCCCGGCCACCUGAUCUUUGACCCGGAGCGGCUGGGGGCGGAGCCCCAGGAUUUGGGGGACUGGCCUUCAAGGACGCUCUCUCACCCAGCCUCCUGUUUCCUGGCCUGGCAGAUUGACCGCAGCUGAAAUCGAGCUCCCGGUGGAUUUCCCCGGUAACCUCAGCAGGAUGGCAGAUCUCCUGGCAGGAGCUGGAGGGACCCUGACAGGGGAACUGCAGCUGGCCCUGGUUGAGGUGCUGAGGCUCAGGUGCCACCUCUGAAGGCACCAUGGUGGGGCAUGGGGCAGCAGGCUGGACUCGUCAGAAGCACUGCUGCUACUGCUGGCAAUAACAAGGACAGUCAUGAUGAGGAGGAGAAGGAUGAUCAGACCCAGAAGGUAGAAGAAAGGAGAGGAUCUCUGGCCAGCACCCCAGCCCGGCUCUGCCCCACCUGGAUGUGGUUACAGACCACACCUAGUCCCACUUAGAUGCAAGGCAGCUUCAGUGGGGGCAGCUCUCUCCAAGCCCAGUUGCCCCGCCAGGCUGCUGGGGCUACCAGCCCAGGCCCGGUGUCGGUUGGGUCUGCCGGCCUCCUCCUGGCUAUGGCUCCCAAGUGGAAGCCACGGGCUCACAGCCACCUUAGGCCUGAACGCUUGCAGACCAGGUUCCGGCCGGGAGCCACUCACGGUAGCAGGGGCCCCUUGGGAAACAGGUUAUUUCAG